CUCUCUUCUUUUCUACACCGGCUGUAGUAGAAAUAUCCCCGGACACGAGCUAGGUUCGGUUGAGAAGAUGUCUUGCCAGAAAGUUAUCCAUUUUGGGCAGCAGUUGUUUCGUCGGAAAGUGGUAGACUGUACAAGCAACGACAGCCGGCUCUCGCGGUGCCUCAACACAUUUGACUUGGUUGCCCUUGGCGUAGGCAGCACUCUUGGGGCAGGGGUUUAUGUUCUUGCUGGAGCAGUGGCACAAGAAAAUGCAGGACCUGCCAUUGUCAUUUCCUUUCUGAUUGCAGCUCUGGCUUCUGUGCUGGCUGGACUUUGCUAUGGAGAAUUUGGUGCUAGAGUUCCAAAGACUGGAUCAGCGUAUCUCUAUAGUUAUGUGACUGUUGGUGAGCUUUUGGCAUUCAUUACUGGCUGGAACCUAAUUCUUUCUUAUGUCAUUGGGACAUCAAGUGUAGGCAGAGCUUGGAGUGCAACAUUUGAUGAGCUUAUAGGCGAGCAUAUUGAGAAGUUCUUUAGUCGCUACAUGUCUAUGAAUGCUCCUGGUAUUCUAGCAAAAUACCCAGAUGUCUUUUCUGUUUUCAUUAUACUAAUCCUAACAGGACUUCUGACUUUUGGCGUGAAAGAAUCUGCAAUGGUUAACAAAGUGUUCACUUGUAUCAAUGUCCUCGUCUUGUGCUUUGUGAUGGUGUCAGGUUUUGUGAAAGGCUCAAUAAAAAACUGGCAGAUCCCAGAAAAUCUCUCACUUUCGGAGAAUUCCACACAGAAUCUGCCGCAUGGUGUUGGUGGGUUUAUGCCAUAUGGUUUUUCUGGAGUUCUUUCAGGAGCAGCUACCUGCUUUUAUGCAUUUGUGGGAUUCGACUGCAUUGCCACCACAGGUGAAGAAGUAAAAAAUCCCCAGAAAGCUAUUCCAAUAGGCAUAGUGGCCUCACUUCUGAUCUGCUUUGUUGCAUAUUUUGGGGUGUCGGCUGCUCUUACUCUCAUGAUGCCUUACUAUCUGCUUGAUAAAAAUAGCCCACUGCCAGUUGCUUUUAAGUAUGUGGGAUGGGAAGGAGCAAACUAUGCAGUAGCUGUUGGAUCCCUGUGUGCUCUUUCUACAAGCUUGCUUGGAUCCAUGUUUCCAAUGCCCCGGGUUAUUUACGCGAUGGCAGAAGAUGGAUUACUAUUCAAAUUUUUGUCUCGUGUCAAUGAAAGGACAAAAACCCCAAUGUUAGCUACUAUAACCUCAGGAGUUGUUGCAGCUAUCAUGGCCUUUCUCUUAGACCUCAAGGAUCUUGUAGACCUGAUGUCUAUCGGGACUCUUCUAGCUUACUCCUUGGUGGCUGCCUGUGUCUUGGUACUAAGAUACCAACCUGAGCAGCCUAACUUGGCGUAUCAGAUGGCUAGUACUACAGAUGAGACAGACACAAAUGAGUCUGUGAGCACAAGUGAAUCUCAAACUGCGUUUCUGCCGGGAGAGGGAGAGAAAUUAUCCUUAAAAGUCAUCCUCGUCCCCCAAAAUACAAUUCCUUCCAAACUUUCGGGAUUUAUAGUGAAUGUCUCUACUUGUGUCAUAGGUUUUCUUAUUGUCAGCUUCUGUAGCUUGACUGUCCUUGGCAAGGAAGUUCUGAUCAGAGGAGCAGCGUGGGCCAUUAUCAUGCUUGUUGUCAUCUUCCUCAUCUGCUUUGUUUUCGUGGUCAUCAUUUGGAGGCAGCCUGAAAGCAAAACCAAACUCUCAUUUAAGGUCCCUUUUCUGCCUGUUCUUCCAAUCCUGAGCAUCUUUGUGAAUGUUUAUCUCAUGAUGCAGCUGGAUUGUGGCACCUGGAUACGAUUUGCCAUCUGGAUGGUCAUAGGCCUGGUUAUAUAUUUUGGCUAUGGCAUAUGGCACAGCGUAGAGGCAUCUUAUUCAGCACCAACGGAUCAAGAAAGAAGUACGGAUAACAAUAUGGACACUUGUAAAUGACAUCCUUCUUGUUCAGGAGGGUAUUGAGAGCUAUUACUGCACAGCAGGAUACUUCUCUCCGGGAUUCUGAAAGAACUUUUUUUUUUUUUUGUAGAAUAUCAGGUGGGCUCUCAUGUCCCCUUUAACAUGGGGAUGCAGCUGGGAGGGAUCACAAGGAAAAAAAAUACCUAGCCUCUGACGCACUCCCAACAAUACUGUUACUUCUUGCUGACAGCUGUUUCUCUUCUUUACUCUUUGAAUAGAAGGUGCUAGUUUACUUCCAAUGUUACUGUGAGAAUAAGAUUCUCAGGCUUGUGAAUUAAUUCCUGGCUACUGGAAUGGAGCACACUCUAUACUGUUUCUCCAAUAUUCACCUAUAUUGCAGCACCAGAACUAAACUAAAACAGAACCAAACCAAACCAUACAUAAACCCUCUUACAUGUUUAUAAAACUGUAUCCACUUCCCAAGACUGGAAUGAAAAGAAAGGGAGUGGUGCUAUUUAAACAUUGUGCUUAACGUAUUUAAAGAGGGGUGAUGCCUGAGUUUUGGCAUCCAACAUUACAACAAUUUCCUUUAGCAAAUGUGGACAAACCAGGCUUCCCCCCGGAGGCUUCUGUGCAACCUGUAGCUGAAUUCCUCUCCUGUGCUUCAAACAGCUGUGUAGAUACGAAGCAAGAGUCUGUUGCUUAUGAUAGAACUGCUGUGUAAAAAGUAUGACUUUCAGGUAUGCAGAUCUGCCAAAUCAAAGGCAAUUGCUUGGUUGGGAUGUUUACAUUUCAGAUCAGACAGUCCUGGUCAAAGGCAGCCUUUCCCAUGCUUGUAUUUCAACAUAAUAUUGUGAUGUAGCUCACUGAUAUGCCCUGUAGCUGAGAAAAGGCAAGAGUUUCCUGUAAUAAAGAUGGAAUUAAUAA
This is a messenger RNA of Protobothrops mucrosquamatus (brown spotted pit viper), 2827 nucleotides long. RefSeq names its product solute carrier family 7 member 1 (gene SLC7A1). The transcript has 12 exons. Gene Ontology annotation, cellular component: plasma membrane. The coding region runs from base 68 to 1936 and encodes 622 amino acids. Gene Ontology annotation, biological process: transmembrane transport; amino acid transport. The record is from RefSeq and is a predicted model, not a curated record. Gene Ontology annotation, molecular function: amino acid transmembrane transporter activity. NCBI's taxonomy places the organism in Eukaryota, Metazoa, Chordata, Lepidosauria, Squamata, Viperidae.